ACAUACAGAGAGCGAGAGAGAGACAGACAAGACGGAUACAGACAGACAGAGAGAGACACACACCAAGAGAGACAGAGACAUAGAGAGACAGACAGGUACAGAGAGAGACAGAGACAUAGACACACACACAGGCAUCACCCAUCAUCAUCUUCUCUCUGUCGAUUUAACGUCAUAUAGCUGAGAGGCUAUAAAAAGUGCGCUCAAUGGCUCCUGUCCACUUUAGUAUUCAAACAAUACAAGGAUCCAAAAAUACUUGGAGGCGCAGCAGAGCCGUGAACUGAUUAAUGCUAUUGGUCAGCUAUACCGAGGGGGCGUGGUAGUCGGGUGACGUCACAUCAGCGGUACGGAAGAUGGCUCCGCGGUGCGUUAACGCGACUCCUGGAUGCGUCAGCGCUCCACAGCCACAAUACGCGCUCGUGUAAAAAAAAAAAAAAGAAAGAGGGAUAAAAAUAAUAAUAAUAAUAAUAAUUAUUAUUAUUAUUAAAAAACCCCAGGAGGAGCGGAAAAGGCGAAGGCUGUAAAUCUGUGCUGUGUGAAAUCAGUGUGUUCUGGGUGUCGAGCAGUGCGGGGCGAUGGGUUCAGCCACGGAGGAAGAAUUUAAAGAGAAAUUGCUCUGGAACGUGAAACGCGAGGUGAAGCAGACUAUGGAGGAGGCAGUCACCAAGAAAUUUGUCCAUGAAGACAGCAGCCAUGUCAUCGCUUUGUGUAGUGCAAUUGAGGCUUGCCUGGGCCACAUGCUGAAGCGCAGAGCUGCAGGCUUCCUCCGCAGUGAUAAGAUUGCUGCCCUCUUCACCAAGAUCGGAAAGGUGUACACCGCCGCUGAAGAGGUGUGCCGCAAGGUCCAGGAGCAGCUGCAGCAGCAGGCUGACAUCACCAGAAGGACCCAGAGCACAAGUGGACAGGAGCCUCUCCGCAGACAGGGUUCCUCUGCAGGCCGACUUCCUCAGCCUCUCUCAGCUCAGGCCAUCAAGCACAUCUGGGUCCGCACUGCCCUUUUUGAUAAGGUCCUGGACAAAAUAGUACAGUAUAUCGUGGAUAACUCAAGUAAGUAUUAUGAAAAAGAAGCCCUGAUGCAUGACUCUGUAUUCGGCCCUAUCUUGGCAGCGCUUUUGGUCGGGCCUUGCGCUCUGGAGUACACAAAGCUGAAGACAUCAGACCACUUCUGGACGGAUCCUUCAGCCAACGAGCUGGUCCAGAGGCACAAGAUCCAUGGAGCACAUCGAGUCCAGGAGGCAUCGCCCAGCCGCAGGCCUGCUCUCGGGAUCCGUAAGAGACAGUCCAGCGGGAGCAUGUCUGAGGAUAAGUUUGCAGCCUCUGCGAGGGAAUAUGUGGAGUCGCUUCAUCAGAACUCGCGUGUACAUCUGCUUUAUGGAAAGAACAACGUGCUCGUUCAGCCGAAGAAGGACAUGGAGGUGUUGAGGGGCUACCUGUCUUUACAUCAGACUGCUGACACGCUCACACUGAAAUGGACACCCAACCAGUUAAUCAACGGCACUCUGGGAAAUUGCGACCUGGAGAAGAGUAUUUAUUGGGACUACGCAUUGACCGUACCCUUAAGACAGAUUGUCUGCAUCCACUGUCACCAACGGCCGGAUUGCGGUGGGACUUUGGUGUUGGUGAGUCAGGAUGGGAUCCAGCGGCCGCCUCUUCACUUUCCCCCUGGAGGUCACCUGCUAGCCUUCUUGUCUUGCCUGGAGACAGGCCUACUACCCCGGGGGCAACUGGAGCCCCCACUCUGGUCUCAGAAAGGCAAGGGUAAAGUCUUCCCCAAGCUGCGUAAAAGAAACAGCACAGCUCGGUUGGUAGAUCAGGACAGUGAUGACGAGCCAGUCGCUGCAGACUACGUGUUCCGCAUCGUUUACCCCGGACACCGUCAAGACUCCAUCACUAUAAACUACCACCACACCACGGGCAGUCGUGCGCCCUCUCUGGACGACGAUGAGGAGGAGGAAGAUAGACUUCACGCAAUGAUCUCAAUGAUCUGCUCGCGGAACCUCACAGACCCUAAUGUCAUGAAAGACCAUGGGGACAUGAUGGAGAUUCAGGGCUUCGGAGGCAGCCCGUUGUCAUGGCAGCAAGCCGAGAAUGCCAGUCAUGCGUCGUCAUGCUUGUCCUGCUCUGUUGGGGGCGGUAGCUUGUCUAUAGAGCUUCCUGGAGAGUGCACCUGCAUGCAUGACCGAAUUCCCCUCAAGAUGCUGUGUCAUAACAUGAAGAGGCAGAUUGUCUCUAGGGCUUUCUAUGGCUGGCUAGCCUACUGUCGGCAUCUGUCCACGGUGAGAACACAUCUGUCAGCACUGGUCAACCACAACAUUGUCCCACCAGACAAACCUUGUGAAGCAUCUGGAGGUCUCAGCAAAGACAUCUGGAGCAAAUACCAAAAAGACUGCAAGAACUACAAGGAGCUGGAGCUGCUGCGGUUGGUUUAUUAUGGUGGUGUGCAGCAUGAGAUCAGGAAAGAGGUGUGGCCAUUUUUGUUGGGCCAUUAUAAGUUCGGCAUGGGGAAAAAAGACAUGACGCAGAUUGAUGAGAAGAUCACAGCACGCUACAGACAGGUGAUGAGAGAGUGGAAGGCCUGUGAGGUGAUCGUGAAGCAGCGGGAGAAGGAGAUGCAGUCGGCCAUUUUUGCCAAACUCUCAUCAGGCAGCAGCAUUGACAGCCACGUCAUGAAACUCAUCCACAGAGACUCGACUCUCAGCAACGAGGUGUUUAUGUCAGUGGACGAACCCGAUGGGGUUGGUCAGGUCACUCCAUGUGAGAGUGAUAACACCCCCACCAUGACCACCGUGAUUAAUCCGGUCGCUCUGGCUCCCGAUGAGAGGUCACUAGUUGAGUUUGACUCCCCAGACUCAGGCCUUCCUUCUUCUAGGAACUACUCAGUAGCAUCAGCACACUCCCAGAUUCUGUCUAGCAUUGAUGAUGGGCCGAGUAUGGAAGAUGAGCCAGGAGAUGAGACCACGCCUAGGGCUGGACUGGGAGAGCCGAGUGGGCGAGACUCACUGGGCGAGGACAGGCUGUGCAGUCAGCUGGAUAAACUGGUCACUGACAGUGAAGAUGUUCCAGCAUCGUUCUCGUCGUAUACGAUUGAGCUGUUGGACACGGUGGCUCUGAACCUGCACAGGAUAGACAAAGAUGUUGCACGCUGCGACCGUAACUACUACUACUUCACCACAAGCAACCUGGAGAAGCUGCGAAACAUUAUGUGCAGUUAUGUGUGGGAGCAUCUAGAGGUGGGUUAUGUGCAGGGCAUGUGUGACCUCCUGGCCCCUCUGAUGGUCAUUUUGGAUGAUGAGUGCCUUGCCUACAGCUGUUUCACACAGUUAAUGAAGAGGAUGAGUCAGAAUUUCCCCAAUGGAGGAGCCAUGGACACUCAUUUUGCCAAUAUGAGGUCCUUGAUACAGAUCCUUGACUCCGAGUUGUUUGAGCUGAUGCACCAGAAUGGAGAUUACACUCACUUCUACUUUUGCUACCGCUGGUUCCUGUUGGACUUCAAGAGAGAGCUACUCUAUGAGGAUGUAUUUGCCGUGUGGGAGGUGAUCUGGGUGGCACCCCGUAUCUCCUCCCAGCAUUUUGUACUGUUCUUUGCGCUGGCUCUGGUGGAGGUGUACCGGGAAAUCAUUCGCGACAACAACAUGGACUUUACAGACAUUAUCAAGUUCUUCAAUGAAAUGGCCGAGCGACAUGAUGUCCAGAACAUCCUGAGGAUAGCCCGCGAGCUGGUACACAAGGUGCAAACACUCAUAGAGAACAAGUGAAGCUCACUUCCAGCUUCCUCACUCUGCUUCUCAUUACUCCUUCCCCCUAUGGUCCAGUCAGCAAUCCCUCUACCGAGCGAUGGAGGGGGAAGGAGAGCACACCAGCUCUCAGUGAUCUCAGUGACUCCCCUGGGGUAAAGCGAUGAGACUGCUUGGGACCUGCAAUUAGACUAAAUGGCCUGAAAUCAUCCUUUUUCUGUAUCCUUUGCCUGUAACGGAACGCCAUUGUGUUGGCUGUUGGAGUUGUCUGCAUGCAUGUGGGAUUUGAGCACACUGUGACAGAUUUUUUCGUUCUUAUUUUUUUUUUUUUUUUUUUUUGCCCGUACACUAUUCCAGUAUACGCUGCAUCCACUGGAUCCUUUCAGCUUCCUUUCAGAAAGCGUCCACUUUGUAAAAAAAAAAUUAAUUAAAAUGACUUCAGCCUCAAGUUGCCACAAUGUAGUUCUGUUUCACAAACGACUGUUUUUCCUCUCUGCCAAAUGUACAGAAAGUAUUCCGCACUUCUCAAUGACUCUCAGGAGGAUCCCUUCUUCUCUUUGUCUGCCUUUAUUAGAUAUGGCACUGAACAGUACAGUUGAGCACAUUUGUUUUUUCUCAAUCCACAGAGCCUAGCAUUACAGUACUGAAGAAAAAGCAGAAGCUGCCUAAUGUCAAGCCCACUAAAGAACUAAGCCACGAAGAAGUCAUUAAAGCAUCGAUUUGUGACCAAAAGGACUGUGCCAAUUAUAUGACCUUGUCAUAGUAUCUGUCUGCCUUGUAUUUGUCUUUGACUUUGCUGGCCUUUCUCUACUAGAUCUUUUGGAACUCUUCUGAAGGUUGAUUUUAAAAAAAUAAAUAAGUCAAAGUGGCUACUUUUGCACUAAUGCACAUCCCUCCCUUCCUCAAUCCAAAAGAGGGAAAGGGCUGGAGGUGUAAUUCCCAGGAUCCUCUCUGCUCUGGUUGAGAGUCUGCUCUGCACAUGAUGGCUGCAAAGCCAUGUAAAAAAAGAAGAAGAAAUGGGCAGUGUGAUGUGUCUCAGAGUGUACCACAUCAAGAAUGGUGCAUGGCUUCUUUACACACUAGCUAGUAUGUAAUUGCUCACUCAUUGCAGCUUUACUGAGUGAUAUCUUAAGUAUGGACUUGGCCUGCUGAUCAGUAUAGACCUGAAGUUCGUACACAAGACCUGCAGAAGACGGUCACUCUUAUGUUUCAGCCAAAGCUCCUUCUCAGUACACACAGCACUCAUGGUGCUCAGAAACUAAACACGUCAAACAUUACCCCUUAAUGUCUUCCCCUAUCUUGAGCUACUGCUACCUAAUUCCUCCAAACACCUUCAAAUCAAAUUUGUACUCCUACAAAGCUUAUGUAUCAGUUAUCAGGUAGCAGUUCCUUAGUGGCCCACUAUAGUUUCUGUGCCUCAGACCCUGCUAAUCAGUUGUCUUCAUUUUGUGAGUGUGUGUGUGUGGGACAUGAUGCAUCCUAUGAAAGAUUACUUCCAAGAGGAGCUUGUGUACCAAAGCCUCCAGAAUAUCGUCCGUAGCGUCCUACAGUUGUGCAACAUCCAUGCAUAACUCAAAGACUUUUGAAUGAAAGUAAAUCAUCUUAAUUUUUACUGUGAAACACUUAAUUUAUUAAUCACCAACCCCCACCCCCCCACCCCCCUUAAGGCAACUGUAUUUUAAACACUAUUUUAUUUUUAUUUUAUUUUUUACUUUUGGUUGUAGAGAUGUGCUUCUUUGAACCCUGUAUAACUGGAGAACUGUACAGUUUGAAUGUGGGAAGCCUUUGUUACAUGUUGACUGUUACAGUCCUUAUUCAUGUUGUGCCCUGAAUUCUAUGGAUUUGAAAAUGAUAUAUUUUGUUUUGGAUGCCAAACUGAAUGCUGAAGUAUGUAUUUUAAUGGAUGUAUAAUUUUACCUUGAAUGUAUUACUAAAAAAAAAAAAAAAAAAAAAAAAAAAAAAAAGUUGUUCCUAAAAUAUUUUGACACAAUCACGUUUCAUUUGUCAAAAUAUAUUUGCUUUUUUUUCCCAAUAGCGAAAAAGAAAAUCUAUAAACAUUGGGUGUGUGUUUGUAUAUUAACAGCAGAAGACAGAACAAACCAAAUGCUGUGUCCUAAAAUCACCACUAGUGGGUGCUCCAGUCAAAUAAAUAGCAUCAUAAUCAGCGACGCAUCAGUGGGUAAUAUGGCGAGUCUGAAAAAUGUAGACGUUUCCUUACAGAGAUUAAAUGAAAUGUAAGUAAAACAUUCAGUUACUUACAACAAAAAUACCCAAAGUAUAUAAUUUUCAAUGGAUCUAAGCCAUGUAUGUACAUGAUCACUUAAGUAAAAAAACACUUUCACCACCAAAAGUGGAAUCUUAGGACCUCAUGGCUGUAAUGGCCUUUCUUGAAUGAUCUUUUUCAGCUCCAUUCCCUUUGGAUGAGAAGGCUGUUCAUACUAACAUCAUUCAUGCUUUCUGGUCAUAUUUCAGAAAGUGGGACGAUGUACAUGAUCCGCUGCAUAGAGCAUUCGCAUAAACUUUUUCAUACAAUAAUUUAGCCACCGAAUUCUCUUUCAUCUUAGUUUGAAAAUGUCUACAGUUGCAAUAAAAUGAUUAAACCCCCA
Messenger RNA from Ictalurus punctatus (channel catfish), 6337 nucleotides. RefSeq names its product small G protein signaling modulator 2 (gene sgsm2). Gene Ontology annotation, molecular function: GTPase activator activity. The coding region runs from base 573 to 3752 and encodes 1059 amino acids. Lineage: Eukaryota; Metazoa; Chordata; Actinopteri; Siluriformes; Ictaluridae. The transcript is spliced from 24 exons. The record is from RefSeq and is a predicted model, not a curated record.